CACCCGUCGACGCCGGCCUCUCUCGCUCGCUCGGAGAGACGGAGGAGCCCGCCGGCGGCCGGAGGGCGUCGCUAAACCAAUAAUAAAGCCAUCUAGCUUGAUAAUAUAUAUAACAUAUAUACAACUAUCUACUAAUCCAUGGGUAAGGGCGGUAAGCGCAGCGUGCCUCGGUACCCCGAGGACGAGGACAAGGGCGGCGGCUGCUGCGGGUGCCUGUGCUGGUGCUGCUGCUUCCUGUUCCUGAUCGUGGCGGCGCUGUCCGGCACGGCGGCCUACUUCUUCUUCGUGUACAAGCCCAAGGCGCCGUCCUACUCGGUGAACAACAUGUCGGUGUCGCGGUUCGACUUCAGCUCCUCCGACCUCACGCUAUACGUGAAGCUCACCGCCUCGGUGCGCGCCGAGAACCCCAACGAAAUGAUCGGCAUCAAGUACGGCGAGGGAUCCCACACCGUCGUCUCCUACCGCGGCACGCCGCUGUGCUCGGGGAAGCUCCCGGCCUUCUACCAGGGCUAUAAGAACGUCACCGUCAUGGACAUCUCCAUGGAGGGCCGGCACGGCUUCGGCUCCGGCCUGCAGCAGGCGCUGGAGGAGAGCGAGAAGCUCGGGGACAUCCCGCUCGACAUCUUCGUCAGCGUCCCCGUCGAGCUGCGCCUCGGCACCGUCGACCUACGGGAGGUCAGGGUCAACGUCCACUGCGCGCUCGUCCUCGACAGCGUCUCGCCUAAGAAGAAGCCCAACAUCAAGUCCGCAACCUACCAGGCCAACGUAGAGUUCUAAUCUAAUUAACUAACUUGGUAUAUGCAUUAUAUUCCAGUUGGUGAUUAAUUAUAUUAACCGAGGGCGC
Molecule: messenger RNA, 844 nt
Organism: Panicum hallii
Lineage: Eukaryota; Viridiplantae; Streptophyta; Magnoliopsida; Poales; Poaceae
Product: NDR1/HIN1-like protein 6
Exons: 1
Coding region: 139-777 (212 amino acids)
Cellular component (GO): plasma membrane
Source: RefSeq, a predicted model, not a curated record